CCAAUCCCCGCCAUGACAGUCCGGCACGUGACGUAGGGUAAGUUCCUGCUGUGGCUUAAGGGAAACAUAUCGACAUUCAGCCACGGGAGAAUCGCACUUUGCGGCCUGUGGAAGCUCCCUCCCUGAGCGAUGGCCUCACCAGUCUCAGUCUACAACUCCAACGCCCUGGACACACACAUCUCCAGUACCUCCAGAGAGUCCCUGAAGAUGGAGUUGUUAGCGGAUGUGUCUCUGCUGCCAGGGGAGGAAAGAAUUAUCGAUAAAGAAACCAUGUACAUCUGCCCAUUCAAUGGAGCUGUGAAAGGCAAAGUGUUGAUCACCAACUACAGACUAUACUUCAAGAGCUCAGAUGCUGAUGUGGAUGUGACGCUGGAUGUUCCUCUGGGUGCCAUCAGCCGGGUGGAGAAGAUGGGCGGGGCGUCGAGCAGAGGAGAAAACUCCUAUGGCUUGGAUAUCACCUGCAAGGACAUGAGGAACCUGAGGUUUGCCUUGAAGCAGGAAGGUCACAGCAGACGAGAUAUCUUCGAGCUCCUCUUCAAAUACGCCUUCCCCCUCUCGCACGGUCUGCCACUGUUUGCAUACGUGACUCAGGAGAAGUACGCGGAGAACGGCUGGGACAUCUACAAACCCGUAGAGGAGUUCAGACGCCAGGGCUUACCAAAUAACAAGUGGCGUAUCACAUUCAUCAAUAAGAACUAUGAGCUGUGUGACACCUACCCCACUGUGUUGGCCGUACCCUUUAAAAGUAAAGAGGAUGACCUGAGGAGAGUGGCUGCCUUCAGGUCCAGAGGACGCAUACCGGUUCUCUCAUGGAUCCACCGGGAGAACCAGGCCGUGAUCUGUCGCUGCAGCCAGCCUCUGGUUGGGAUGUCUGGCAAAAGAAACAAGGACGACGAGCGCUACCUGGACCUGAUCCGGGAGGCAAACGACACCACAAAGCUCACCAUCUACGACGCUCGGCCCAGCGUCAACGCUGUCGCCAACAAGGCCACAGGAGGAGGCUACGAGGGUGACGAGUACCAAAACGCAGAGCUUAUCUUCCUGGACAUCCAGAAUAUCCACGUCAUGAGGGAAUCCCUGAAGAAACUCAAAGACAUUGUCUACCCCAAUGUGGAGGAAUCCCAUUGGCUGUCCAGUCUAGAGUCUACACAUUGGCUAGAACAUGUUAAGCUGGUGUUGUCGGGAGCCAUCCAAGUAGCAGACAAGGUUUCCAGUGGGAACUCGGUGGUGAUUCACUGCAGUGACGGCUGGGACCGGACUGCUCAGCUCAGCUCUCUGGCCAUGCUGAUGCUGGACAGUCACUACCGCACGCUCCGAGGAUUCCAGGUGCUGAUUGAGAAGGAAUGGAUCAGCUUUGGGCACAAGUUUGCCUCAAGGAUAGGCCAUGGUGACAAGAACCACGCAGAUCAAGACAGAUCGCCCAUCUUUGUUCAGUUCAUCGACUGCGUAUGGCAGAUGACCAAACAGUUUCCUACAGCGUUUGAGUUUAACGAGCGCCUCCUGCUGACCAUCCUGGAUCACCUCUACAGCUGCUGCUUCGGGACGUUCCUCUACAACUGCGAGAGUAUGCGAGACCAGCAAGAGGUGAGGUUGAAAACAGUGUCUCUGUGGUCCCUGGUCAACAGUAAGAUGGAGAUGUAUUUAAACCCCUUCUACACCCCCGAGUCGGGAAGGGUCCUCUACCCCGUCGCCAGCAUGCGCCACCUAGAGCUGUGGGUAACAUACUACAUCCGCUGGAACCCUCGCAUACGGCAGCAGCAGCAGAGUCCAGUGGAGCAGCGCUACAAGGAGCUGUUGGCGCUCCGAGACGAGUACCUGAAGAAGCUGGAGGCGCUGGAGCUAUCUGGCUCCUCUCCUUCCUCCCGUCUGGCUAACAACCCCAACAACCCCGCCUCCUCCACACCCCCACAGCAAUACACACAACUGCAAACUCCCCUUUGAGGGCUCAUGACACACACACGCACGCUCUCAAAUACACCUGUUGACUUGCACUUAUGUCCUCUUCACUCUGAUUUCUGUCCGUCUCUAACACACGCAGGGAAUUAAUGAGUAUUGUGCAGUUCUAACUGUUGAUAAAAAAAAGAAUGCUAAUCCGAUUUAGAUUUGAUAGGGUUGUUCUAACACCAUAGUGGUGACGAUGGUGAUUUAUGCAAUAUGUCACAGUACAGCCUUCUACACACACACACACACACACACACACUCUCUCUCUCUCUCUCGCCAUACAGGGAAGCCUUAAAGACAUUCAGUGGCUUUCAGUCCAAGGGCUUGAACACACAGGACACCCAGUGGAUGUGUAACGGCUUUCACACAGGCUUUCCUCUGUACACCCUAAUCUGAUUUGACAGAAACCCCCGCACAACAACAUUUACAUAUAUUAUCUACUAUAGGUAGACCCCCUCCUUUGUUUCCACUCUUUGUGGUAAGUGAGAAAAGCCAAAGUCAGGAGAAAAAUAGACAAUACAUUUUCUUGGAAACUAAAAUCAGUUCAAAGUUGGAUGUCAGAACACUGCUAUGUGUCAGCCCAGCUACGUCCUGCCUACGCCCUGCUACACAAGCGUUGGUGUCCUGUGUGAACAGAGCAAAAUCAAGACAGACAAUUCUCCCUUCUCCCACUUCUUCCUUCUUGCUGCACUGCUUCUGAGUGUUGCCUUUCCCUUAAGGAAUCGAUUAGAACUGCCGCAGAGCUCAUGCAGCGGAGUCAGAGGCUCUGAGCUGUGGCGGUGAACGUCACUGUACACGUCCAGCUAAGUGUAUAUAUCAAGUGUGUCAGAUUUGGAUGGGUUGAUGUGGAAUUUGUUGCUUAUCACCCGAGGAGAAAACCUAGAGCUGUCGGCCACGUGUUUUGCCACUGCUUUCUGCUACACUCCCCUAAGCAGUAUUUCCCAGCUCUUCCUAAGCUAUGGCGCUGAGAGCAAAUGCAGCUCUAGCCAACUGGCAGAGGUCACCUAGAAGUAAAUCAGUAAUUACCUUUUUAUGAAUGCAGCUUUGGUAGGGUCUGAAAUAUAUUUUGGGUGCUCAAGAUAUUCUAGGGACAUGAAGUGGUGCUGGCCUCUGAUCCUGGAUCACCUCUUGUGCUUCUAUGUUCUCACUAAACACAGGCCAUGGAUGGAGAAACCAGCCUGGUCCAUGAUAGCCUUACCAUGCCACGCCAAUAUGGAAAGUGAGCAGAAAUCAACCAGUUAGCUCUUACUUCCCUUGAAGACUGUAAUUCUGAUAUUCUUUCCACCCACCACUGAAAAGUCCCAUGUAAAGAAAACGUACGUGAUCUCAUAGCACAUGUGUCUUUUGGACAGGUGUUUUCUUUCCCCCUCAUUGUAAUUAAAUAUCACGUGGGUCAGAUUUUACAUUAGAAAGCCAAGUUUUAGUCAAUAAAUAGUGUUCUAUUUUUCAGUUAUCUAAUUGGUUUACGUAGUUUGGUGGGAUUGUUUACAACUACUUACUUGGUUGUCUGACUGCUCCUGUUUCUGCCCAAUUACACUGCAGAUUACAGCUUUGUGUAGCAGACAGGGUGUUGAUGUCUCCACAAGACAUGUAAUUAUAACUAAUAGGAAGGAUGGGGAAAGCUAUUAAGAAAUAAGGUGAAGUUAUGGGAAUUAGUCUUGAUGUGGAAGAAGAAAAUAAAAACGUAAAUUCCACAUUGGAAAUUCUAUGGAAGAUAGUCUUCCAGGAAAAAAAACAAAUGUGGUCCAUUGUUAAGGAAUGACAAAAAUAUAAAAAUGAUUUAUAUGUCAAAAUGAUGAGGUUUAAAUGAUGACAUUAAGUCAAAGCUAUAAAAUUUAGUUUUGUAUGUUUAUUUUAGUUUUUAUUAAAAAAAAAAAUUAUUUCAAAAUGGUGAGACAGUGCUAUCAUUAUUUUUGAUUCGCUGUCUCAAAAGUAUGGCCUAGUGUCUCAUAAUUCUGAUUUUAAGUUGGAAUAAAAUUGAAAACAAAAAAAUAAGACUCAUAAUUUUGACUUAAUAUUUAAUCAUUUUCUUCUUUUUUUUCUGACUCAAAUGAAAUUCUACAAUAAGAACACAUGAAAACCAACCUGUCCAGAAAGCACAUCCUGUGUGUGGGGGUGCGUAGAUAGCCUGAUAUGAGGAUUUUGCUGCUAACUACCAAGGGCUCCCAUUUUGGUUAUUUUGAAAACAUUUGACACAACGUCUGACAGAAGAAUAAUGACUAUCUAUCACAAAUACAUGUACUGUAUCAUUCAGUCUGUCAAUAUGAUAAGACUGUUUACUACAAUGGCUCUUGCGUUUAGGUUCUCUCCCCCCCCCCCUUUUCAUUCUCAGUCUGGUAGUCCUCAGUCUCUGGCACUUAUGCAACGUCGGCCACUCAAUAAAUAUCUGGGUUUUAUUACUGGAGUACUGUAAGUUGAGGAUUGGAGUGUUGUGUGCAGGGCUUUAAAAUGACACCUGCCAACCCGCCAAAUUUUUUUUUUGGUUAACAUUGUAGACUUGCUAGCCAAUUUGGCCGGUGAUGAAUAAAGCAAAUAACACUGCGUCUGUUUCAAUCAGCUGGCUGCAGAAAUGUUCCCAGAUUUCUCUUGUUUUCUGCUAAGAAAUUUGGCGGGUUUUGUGUGUUUGCCUUGGAAACGUAAUCUUUAUCUGGCAACACUGCUUGUUGUAUGAACCCUACAUUUCCCGUUAACACUUUCUCUUUGAAAUGAAGUAGUAAAGUUAGUUAGGAAAAAACAAACACACAUGUGGCUAGUGGAAAAUCUGAUUGGCUGGUAACUUUGAAAAUCUACUAGCCAUGUUGGCUGGUCAACAAAAGCUCAUUUAAAGCCCUGGUUGAGUGCAAAUGUGUUAUUUUGGCAAUGCCAGCUGUGGCGUCCCCUGCUGAAAACAAGAAUGAAACUAAUGGAUAGCUAUUAAAAGGAGCUUUAACGCUGCAGCAUGGCUGUGCUCUGGCUCUACACCCAAGGGAAACUGUUUCAGUAUAUUCUGUUCAAACUAGUACAGGGUAGAUCCACCUGGCAGUCUACUUGGACCACCACUGUAGAUCAUGUCCACCUGACAGUAUAUCUGUAACAUUUCAUAAAAACCUCCUUCACAAAUGAAUUUUAUGCUACAAUACCCCAGGCGUUCAGGGCUAUUGGUUGUUUCUCAUCACUCUUUUUUUGGAGUGUAGUUGCCUCCAUUCAGUAUGAUUUACACAGAAUGGGACUCUACUUCUGGAACCCUUUCUACCCAAACGAUUCCCCCCCUGCCCCACACUUCUCUGCAGUAUCCUUGAACAUUUGUUGUUGAGGCUUCAAAAAAGCCAGAGAGUUUUUUUUAGUAAAUUGGAGGCAACAAUGCAUAGCAAUAGUGCAUUGCAUGUACAGCAUAACAGUUUCAAUUGUGAAUGAGGUGCAAUAAGUCAUUUUGGGAAGUGUGUCAGGUCACGUCCAUAAUUGUGCCUUUUGAUUCGUGUGUGAAUCGACUUCACCUUUUCAGAUAAAUGUACUCUAGUUAUCCUGGGUCAUGUUUGAGAUUGACUGCUCAGUAGUUUACUCUUCCAUAGGAAGAAAGCCUUGUGUCUUCUGAUUAUUUUGAGAGGAAGCCAUGCUGUUUAUGGAUUUGUGCCAGUUUGAAGUGGGAGGAAGUGGGUGGUCACUGCCAGCAUUCCUCAAGUAACUACAGAGUGCAGAGGAAGGGGCAGUUCACUAACCUUCCCCUGUCUUAAAGGAAGCCUUCCAAAUCCUACACUGUGUGACUCUGUAACAGAUCACAUAGUAGCAAGAAACACAAAAGAAAUUCUGGUCCCUGUUGGCCCCCAUCCAGAUAAGAUUAAUACCUGUUUCAUCAGUGUUUUUAGGACAGAGACACAGAAGGUCCCAGGCGUGUUAGCCUGGCUCGACCAUUCCAGGGCACACAGGGUUCUCGGGCGAGUUUCAGGCGCCUUUUACAUUGCUACGUUUUCAUUUAAAAAUAUCUUUUGCUACGUUUAUACCUCGCAGCCACACUUCGGGUUCGAGAGCCCCUAAACCGGAGACAUUUGAAAACACUUCUGACCCGUUUUGGUUUGGUAACUGCAGGGUUGUGCUUCAGCUUAACGGAGCGUUAAGAUGGCAACGUUUCGCCGCCUGAUUGGGUCUUAUCCGUCACGACAUCUUGUUCUCUGAGACCAUAAACACGCUGCCUCCGGUUUUAUGUCCAGUAGACAAGAAUGGCGAUGAGAAAUGCCGUUUGGUCGUGUUAGUUUGAAUGGGGAUUAGUUGUUCUGGGUUGUUUGAGCUAAAAACACUUGAGUUUUUUGCUUGAAAACCAAAACAUAGUGUAAAUGUAGCCUCAGAACCUCAACAGUGAGCACGGAAAAGCGGUUGUCUCGCUCUGUAUCAACUUUUUUACCUUGGCAUAGAGUUUUGAUGUAUUACAACACAAACGAGGCAUGGUCAUGAGAGAGCUUUUGAGCUUAACUCUGAUUAAAAGUGGUUCAAUUUAAUUAAAUACCACAAAAAUGAAAGACAGCUCAGGCUCAGUUUUGCCUCGGCCGUUGAGUUGAGCUCCAUCAGACCUGCUUGUCUGAUGGUCACCCUGCUUGGGAAGGCCCCUGUGAGGGAAGGGCUGUGUUCCAUUUCAGAUUAGGACAUUCCCACCCACUACCCGCUGUGAUUGGUCCCAUGUUUAUAGGUGCCCAAAGAUCCAGGGCUUAAAGUGGUCUCUCAGCUCUUAAUUUCUUCCAUACCUUCCAGACAAAUGUAAUUUCGUGAAAUGGCCAGCAGAUUUCGCCAAAAAAGCUUUGUUUUUUUACCAUCACGAUGGCAACUAUAACAAAAUCAGGGAGUGUAACAGGCACAGCAAAUGGUUUAGAAUGAAGUCUUGGUGUUUUAUGGUGUUUCAAGAGAAAAUAGGACUUUUGCUACCUGCAAGUAUGUCAAAUCUCAAACAUGACUUUUCUAUGUCUGGGUGGGUCAGAGCCAAGGUCCAAAAUUAGCCAAAUGCUGGGAAAAUAUGCAGGUGGCUGGUAGAUUUGCUUCACUCACCGGCCCAAAAAAAAAAAAAUCUUAAUAUGGCUAGUGGCUGGUCAAAUUUGAACGUUCACUUGAGCUCGACAGGGACCGCAUUUUGAAGUGUGUCCCCCACGUUCAGUUGUUUGAUUGACAUUUCAAAAAAUUGCUUACAUAAAGAGUUUUAAGUCUGGAACCAAGCCAGCCAGCAAAAGGCAAAGGUGUACAAAACCGUGCAUAGAAACUACCAUAGACUUGAAUGGCAGAGGCUCACUCUAGCCGUUAGCGGUUUCGCGGCUAUGGUCAACGUUUCUAUGGUAACAGCAAGUUGGACCAAUCUGAGACGUCACUGUUAUGCUUAGGAUUGUGGGCAGUGCCGGUUUUCUCCAUACAAUGGCAGACAAAACUUGUUUUUCUUAAAACCAGGUUGAUCUCGUUCUGGCUUCUACAGGAGCAGAAACGUUCGUUACACAAAUUCGUAGCUCGUGGUCCGUUUACCUCGGAUGAUUUAGACAUUAUGGCUAAUAAUCAAAAACCUUACGAAGAAAAUGAAAGGGAUUUUCACUUCCGGAGCCACACGGUUGAGCUCUAUUUGGCUGGUGGGUGAAAAAGUUAAUUUUGGACCGUGGUCAGAGUGCAACCUGAUUCCUAUGUUAACUUCUUAGGUUGUACCAAAUGGAAAACCAACGUCCUCUAUGAAAGGUUCGUACUGUAGGAGGCUGGAAAAGAAGUGACGGCAACAUAAAAAAGUGUGCAUUAAUUGGGUGGUUGUGUUUUUAGGGAAAAACAGAUGGAAAAAAAAUCUAUUUUUUAUUAUUUUUUACUUUGUACAAGCACCGUGAUGUAAUUACCUCAAUCGAAAACCUAUUUUACUGUCUAAAAGUUCUAUUGUUGUAAAAUACAAUUAUUUUAUGUAGUGUAAAAUCUUACAGUUUUAUAAAAAA
Etheostoma spectabile (orangethroat darter) is the source of this 7859-nucleotide messenger RNA. It is a transcript of the gene mtm1, whose product is annotated as myotubularin 1. The record is from RefSeq and is a predicted model, not a curated record. Gene Ontology annotation, molecular function: phosphatidylinositol-3-phosphate phosphatase activity; phosphatidylinositol-3,5-bisphosphate 3-phosphatase activity. Lineage: Eukaryota; Metazoa; Chordata; Actinopteri; Perciformes; Percidae. Gene Ontology annotation, cellular component: cytoplasm; membrane. Bases 130 to 1941 code for a protein of 603 amino acids. Gene Ontology annotation, biological process: mitochondrion distribution; muscle cell cellular homeostasis; phosphatidylinositol dephosphorylation. The transcript is spliced from 17 exons.